Larimichthys crocea (large yellow croaker) is the source of this 5398-nucleotide messenger RNA. RefSeq names its product potassium voltage-gated channel, Shal-related subfamily, member 3 (gene kcnd3). Gene Ontology annotation, molecular function: protein binding; A-type (transient outward) potassium channel activity. The record is from RefSeq and is a predicted model, not a curated record. Bases 454 to 2388 code for a protein of 644 amino acids. The transcript is spliced from 8 exons. NCBI's taxonomy places the organism in Eukaryota, Metazoa, Chordata, Actinopteri, Sciaenidae. Gene Ontology annotation, biological process: potassium ion export across plasma membrane; protein homooligomerization; action potential. Gene Ontology annotation, cellular component: voltage-gated potassium channel complex; dendritic spine; postsynaptic membrane.
UCCCGAAAAGCCAACCCAACUCGAUCUCCACGGCUGAGUCCUCUCAUCAUAUCUCCCCUAUAAUGGAAACUGAAUUAAAACAUCUGUGGUACGUCUGUCUUCGGUACUUUUCCGCUUCCAUCUCAGCAGUAGCGUUUGUCUAACGUGUCUCUCCUCUUCGCUAAAUAACUUCUUCUUUCCUGGUAUUUUUUCUUUCUCCCCCUCCCCACACACACCCGCUUUCAGAAAUAACCAAACCUUGCGACUUGUAACAAAACUGCUCUGGAAGAAGGUCGUGUUUUCUUUGGAUGGAGGAUUUUGAAUCGUCUCACUCUCUUUCCCCAAAACAGCACUGGCCUUCCUUUCCUUAGAAACUCCCUCACUGUCUUCCCUUUAGAUGGUGAAUGAGCUGAAGUCAAGCUGAUUGUGAAGGUGCUGGACUUGUUCCCCCCUACGCCCCAAGCCGGACACAGCAUGGCGGCGGGAGUAGCAGCAUGGCUUCCCUUUGCCCGGGCGGCAGCGAUCGGCUGGAUGCCCGUGGCCAACUUGCCCAUGCCAGUGGCCCCCACUGAGAAGAAUAAGCGGCAGGAUGAGGUAAUCAUUCUUAAUGUCAGUGGACGGCGCUUCCAGACCUGGAGGAACACUCUGGACCGCUAUCCAGAUACCCUGCUGGGGAGCUCAGAGAAGGAGUUCUUCUUCAACGAGGAGACCAAAGAGUAUUUCUUUGACCGGGACCCUGACGUGUUCCGCAGCGUUCUCAACUUCUACCGCACAGGCAAGCUCCACUACCCACGCUAUGAGUGCAUCUCCUCCUAUGAUGAGGAGCUGGCUUUCUUUGGCAUCGUCCCAGAGAUCAUCGGUGACUGCUGCUAUGAAGAGUAUAAGGAUAGGAAGAGGGAGAAUGCAGAGCGUCUGAUGGAUGACCAGGAGGACAACAAGGACUCUAAACUUCCCAACAUGACCUUCAGGGAGACCAUGUGGCGAGCUUUUGAGAACCCCCACACUUCCACCAUGGCCCUUGUCUUCUACUAUGUCACUGGCUUCUUCAUUGCUAUCUCCGUCAUUACCAAUGUGGUGGAGACUGUGCCCUGUGGCUCGUCGCCCAACCAGAAGGAGGUGCCAUGUGGUGAGCGCUACACCGUGGCCUUUUUCUGCAUGGACACGGCCUGUGUCAUGAUCUUCACCGUGGAGUACCUAAUGCGCUUGUUCGCUGCACCAAACCGCUACCGCUUCAUGAGGUCCGUCAUGAGUAUCAUUGACGUGGUGGCCAUCUUGCCCUACUACAUUGGCCUUGUGAUGACUGACAAUGAGGACGUUAGUGGAGCUUUUGUGACGCUCCGUGUUUUCCGCGUGUUCCGUAUCUUUAAGUUCUCCCGUCACUCGCAGGGCCUGCGCAUCCUGGGCUACACACUAAAGAGCUGUGCCUCGGAGCUGGGCUUCCUGCUCUUCUCCCUCACUAUGGCCAUUAUUAUCUUUGCUACUGUCAUGUUCUACGCAGAAAAGGGUUCAAGCUCCAGCAAAUUCACCAGCAUCCCAGCCUCCUUCUGGUACACCAUCGUUACUAUGACAACACUCGGGUAUGGAGACAUGGUUCCUAAGACGAUUGCAGGGAAGAUCUUUGGUUCAAUCUGCUCUUUGAGUGGGGUGCUGGUAAUUGCCCUGCCUGUCCCUGUCAUCGUGUCCAACUUUAGUCGCAUCUAUCACCAGAACCAGAGAGCAGACAAGCGGCGGGCGCAGAAGGUACAGAAAGCCCGCUUGGCCAGGAUACGAAUAUCCAAGACAGGAAGCUCCAAUGCCUUCCUCCACAGCAAGCGCAAUGGCCUGUUCAACGAAGCUCUGGAGUUCACGCAACUUCCAUACAAGAUGAACCUUUCAGAUCAGAGUUCCACUGAGGAAGAACAGCGGUUAACCAAGUCUACCUCUCUAUUAGAGAGCCAGCACCACCACCUGCUGCACUGUCUGGAGAAAACUACUAACCACGAGUUUGUGGAUGAGCAGUAUUACCAGCAGAGCUACCUGGAGGCGGGGUUGCAGAAUUAUCCGUCUCGAAGCCCCUCCCUCUCCAGCCGAGAUGGCGUGACGGGCACCUGCUGCACCCGCCGAAGCAAGAAGCACCACACCCCUUUACCGAAUGCCAGUGCCCCAGCACACAUGCAGCCUUUGACACACACACACACACACCAACAAGGCUUGCAAGAGCUCAGCACCAUCCAUAUCCAGCCCCUCAGCACCAGCCGCUCCAGCCUGAACAUGCGUGUAGAUGAGCCAGCACCCCUGAACUGCCAGAGCAGCCAGAUCACCACAGCAAUCAUCAGCAUUCCCACACCGCCAGUGACAACUCCCGAGGGUGAUGCUCAUCUCCCCGCAGGCCCCACCCACCAGAACGUUGUGAAGGUGUCUGCACUGUGAAGAAAAGAGUGCAGGCACGUCACACAGAAAGACAGAUAAAGACUCAUCGAGAACAGACUGAGGGACAGAGGAGGACUGGAAAUGAUGGAGGAGAAGACGUUUAGAGUCCUAGUCUGGCCAUGGUGGAGCCUGCCCUCUGCUGGUCAUGUACUGUAAUGACAUGGACUCCUUUUACUGGUGGAGGAUGGCUUUUAGAUACAGUACAUUCAUGGUAGUGGUUUGGCAUGUGUGCGCAUAUGCGUGUGUGUGUGUGUGUGUGUGUGUAGGGGUGAAAGAGUGGGGAAUAUAUGUAGGGAGUCAUCAUGGAUGAGGAGGCAUGUGAGUGUGCCUCCAAAGUGUCGGAGAUGAGCUCCCAGAGUAAGUGAUGUGUCACUGUGCACAAAGCACCUUUUCAUGAUUUUUGCUUCAGUUUGACUCUUACAGUCUUUUUUUUUUUUUGCAGGAUAUAUAAGGGAAAAGCAAGGAAACUCAAAGGGAAAGAAAAAAAAUACAUUAUCAAAACGAUAAGCGAUUUUCCCACUGAUUUAACUGCCCUUUUGUGUCAUUUUGAUCCACUCACCUGUUAAUAGAUAAGUAUGACACCUUUCCCUUUCAGGUCCAAUAUUAUUCCACUUGAGUGAAAAUUCUUUAAAAGAUGAAAUAUGGUCAGUGUGUAUGUGAUGGCGUUACCAAUGAGUUUCAUAUUUGUGAAUGAGUGUAUGUGAAUUUUUUGCUAGAUAGAGGAAUUGUUGCGUUUCGGGUAGGAGGUGCGUACCUCUAUGUGUGAGUGUGUGCGUGUGAAUGUGUUUGUCUCAGUUGAUUGAAAACUCGUGUUUCAAUUCUGCUGGAAGUCUCUAUGGCUCAGUAUAUGGUAUAUUUGACUAGCUGCCACUCUGAAGGGUUCAUCGUACACAUUUCUGUCCCAAAUUCUCAGCUACAAGCCUUUUACACAAUAUGUGCCUGUUUUGCUGGAGUAAAAAAGAGAUUUGUUUUUAUAUUUUGAUUAAUCCUGCCCCCCUGUUCUGCUCAACAGACCUCAAAUAACUUAAUUCUCUAACAAAGAAACCAAAAAAGGUACAUUUUGAAUUUAAACCACAACAAUUAAAAGCACAAGGCGUUUUGCUGGGAAUUUCUGACAUGACUCUGUCCUGAGCCCUGGUUCUUUGUGAAUAUUGUUAAUAGAAUAUUUUGUAAUAUUUGACCAUCGUUUGGCAGAACCAGUGAAGCUGUCUUCUCGUUCUCUCUCCCUCAGUCUGUCUUCUUCUCUCUCCCUCUCUCUCUCUCUCUCUCUCACUCUCUCUCUCGUUGUUGUCCUGUUGUAUCCCUACCUCCUGUGUGAACAACAGUAUGCUUUCAGUAGUCUUUAUAGCUGUCAACGUUUUUUCUUCCCCAAACUCAGCGGGCAUUUUUCAAAGUUGUUGAGUAUGUGUACUCUAUGUGGUUAGGAAACUUGGUGUUUGUACUUUUUGUCCUCCUUGAUGUUUCAAAAGGAUUUUAUUUACUUUAUCUUCUGGAGAACUUAAAGCAGGGAAGUCUGUUGUAACGGUGACUACAGAGACAUGGAGGACACUGGAUGAGCUAUCCACAGAUCUCUGUCACCAAAAAAAGCGUGCUAUUCUGUCUGUUCUCUCAACCUGCAACCCCGACAUGUAACUUUAGUAUUACCUAUCAUCAAAUCCCAUCAAAGUUGACCUUUGUAACUAUGGACGCUGACCUUUUUAGCUCUGCCAUCCUCCUAGCUGAUGCCUCUCUGUUGGCCUUUUUCAUCUUGAAUGUCAUUGUAAGUCAAACAGCUACACAUUCAGCUAGGUCUGUCCUUUGGGUGGAUUAGACCACUGCUGUGGUUUCUUUCCAAAACAGGGGAGAGGAGCUUCAGUCACAAUAGACUAAGCACCUACUUCUGUUCCACAUAGAUGAAAUCAAAUGUUGAACAAGAGCACACAGACAGGGCUGGAGAUGCACUGAUAUAUCAGCAAACUAUCCAUAUCAGCGAAGAGCAGAGCAUAUUUCAAAAGCAAUACUGGAAUUGGUCUACUAUUGUCUGCCCAUAUGUAGCUGAUUUUCUAGAAGUAGGUUGUAUUUAAAACUGUCAAACUAGCAGCAAAAUGUAUCAUGUUUUUUUUUUUUAGAACAGUAUUUAAGUACCUUAAUAUGGAGACAUCUGAAAAGCUUACGCAGUUUUACACAUGCAUUUUUAAUAAGACUUACAAAAUAGUAUAGCAUAAUUGGUACCACAUCAGUGCAUCACUACACAAGACCCUGUGGUUACCCUUAGACUCCUCCGUUGAGCUUUAGUUCUCCCUGACUCUGAAGUUAGUACCAACCCAAAGAAAGCCAAAUAUAUCCUACAGAGUUUAAACAGGAAGAGUUUUAAGUCUGAUAUUCCUAGCAGUGACCUAGAAUUAUUGCUGGUAAAUUAGUACUGUACCCAGUGACAGCAGCUGCCUAGAUCCAGUAUUAGCGUAUUAAACAGUGUGCAAAUUUACCUGGAGUAUAAAAAAAAAUAAUAAAGAAAGAAAUAAAAGAAGACAAGCACAGACAAGCAGAGCUUUUUCAUUGUAAUUUUAAAAGUGGGGUUGAAGACAUUGACUUCAUAUUCACAGCAUCAAGUCCGACAUUUAGAAUCUACCGAGAGAUACAACGAGGGUAUGACAUAGGUAAUGGCAGAAGUGAGAUUCCCUGUAUUAUUUGUUGCUAGGACAGUGAUUAAACGUGAUUUAUUUACCGCUUCCCUGUUUCAAGACAGGUUGUUUCAUGUCAGCUGCACUUUCAAAUGACAGUUUGAAUUAUAAUGUAAGCAUAUUUCCGCUCAAAGUGUCAAAGGAUUGCGUUUUUGUUUUUGGGUUUUUUUUGUUUUUUUUUACAAACAACAAAAACAGAGGUCUGUGAUUGUGUUUGUCUCUCUCUCUCUCUUUCUCUGUUAUGUACUCUCUUUUGAUUGUCUUUUUUCUGGGCUCAGUCAGUUUUCCUCUCACUCUUUGCUUUGCCCUCCUAUGCCACCUGUCAUUGUUGAGACUAAUGCUGUGCGUAU